This is a messenger RNA of Telopea speciosissima, 309 nucleotides long. Its product is annotated as transcription factor ILI3-like. The transcript has 2 exons. Gene Ontology annotation, biological process: regulation of growth; regulation of DNA-templated transcription. Bases 1 to 309 code for a protein of 102 amino acids. The record is from RefSeq and is a predicted model, not a curated record. Lineage: Eukaryota; Viridiplantae; Streptophyta; Magnoliopsida; Proteales; Proteaceae. Gene Ontology annotation, molecular function: protein dimerization activity.
AUGUCUUCCAGAGGAUCAUCAACAACUUCAAGAAUCACAGAAGAUGAGAUCAAUGAGCUAAUCCUCAAACUACAAGCUGUGAUACCAAAGAGUACCGGCCGGAAGGUCACAACCAAGGCAUCAGCAUCGAAGGUUCUGAAGGAGACAUGCAACUACAUAAAGAAGCUUCACAGAGAGGUGGAAGACCUCAGCGAGAGACUGUCAGCUUUGAUGGCCUCUAUGGACAACAACAGCACUGCAGAGGGAGAACUUCUGAAAAGUCUAAUUGUUCAAAUAAUAAGUGAAUCUGUGAGAGAUAGUGUGAAGUGA